CCACGUUGAACCUCAUACUAUCGAGCCACAGUAUCUCGUCAGAUCCUGAGCGCGCAUUCUUCAAUCUACCGGACACCUCGCAAGUCUCCCGUCCACUCGCCAUGGCCCCGAAGAGUAAGACCGCGACCACCAGCACCGGUGCGCCCAUCCCACCCAACGGCCUCACGGCGUCGGCCACCGCCGGCCCGCGUGGCCCCAUGGUGCUCGAGGACUUUGCAUUUAUCGACCACAUGGCCCAUUUUGACCGCGAACGGAUCCCGGAGCGUGUGGUGCACGCCAAGGGCGGCGGCGCCUUUGGAUACUUCGAAGUGAUGCACGCUGAUAUCACUCAGUACUGCAGCGCUAAGCUCUUCAACCGCGUGGGCAAGCGCACGCCCGUUGCCAUCCGCUUCUCGACCGUAGGAGGCGAACUGGGCAGCGCCGACACGGUGCGCGACCCACGCGGCUUUGCCAUCAAGUUCUACACGGAAGAAGGCAACUGGGACCUUGUGGGCAACAACACGCCCAUCUUCUUCAUCCGUGACGCCAUUCUCUUCCCGAGCUUCAUCCACACGCAGAAGCGUCUGCCCAACACGCACCUCAAAGACGACGACAUGAUGUGGGACUUCUUCUCACUGCGUCCUGAGACGCUGCACCAGCAGAGCUUCUUGUUCUCCGACCGCGGUAUCCCCGACGGCUUCCGCUUCAUGAACGGAUACGGCAGCCACACGUUCGCCAAUGUGAACGACAAGGGCGAGACCGUGUACGUUAAAUACCACUUCAAGACAGACCAGGGCAUCCGCAACUUGCCUGUAGACAAGGCAGCGGAGCUGGCCAGCUCCGACCCGGACUAUUCUAUCCGCGAUUUGUACGAGGCUAUCGCCAACAAGCAGUAUCCGUCUUGGACAUUGUACAUCCAGGUCAUGACCACCGAGCAGGCGGCUAAUGAGUCCGUAAACCCAUUCGAUGUGACCAAAAUCUGGCCUCACAAGAAAUACCCACUCAUUGAAGUGGGCCGCCUGGUGCUCAACCGUAACCCGACCAAUUAUUUCGCUGAGAUCGAGCAGAUCGCGUUCUCACCGUCGCACAUGGUGCCGGGCAUCGAGCCGUCGCCUGAUAAAAUGCUACAGGGCCGUCUGUUCUCCUAUCCGGACACACAGCGCCACCGUCUGGGUGCCAACUACAACCAGAUUCCAGUGAAUCGCCCACUUAAGGAGCCACAGACGUACCAGCGCGAUGGCUUCAUGGCUGUCAAUGGCAAUAUGCACGACACGCCCAAUUACUUCCCGAACAGUAAGAAUGUACCCCCUGAGGACACGACACUGCGCUACAGAGCCUACCAGGGAAACCACGGGGUGGUGAACAAGUACUCGACCCACGAUGAUGAUAACUACUCGCAGGUGGGAGAGUUCUACCGCAAAACGCUAGACGUCGCGGCGCGCGAACGUCUCACGGAUAAUAUCGCGGGCUCGCUGGCGAACGCGUCCAAGCCUGUUCAGGCACGCGCCAUUGCCAACUUCAGUAAGUGCGAUCCGCACUACGGCCGUCGUGUGCAGGAGAAGGUGGACGCUCUGGCGUUGCAGAAGCAACGUGCCGUGCCCGAGUCGUUCCCAGCUCCAUCCCAGCUGAGCCCGCCGCGUAAGCCGUUCGUGCCGGCGCCGCCGUCGGAUGACGUCGCCCCGCGACUGUAAGAGUUGAGCCGUUUGCCGUGCAGGUCUGGUUGAAGUUAGUGUAGCCAUUUCGAUGAUUGCAAAGAAACGGUUGGCAGAAAAAUGCAAAGUGAAUGGACAUGCAAAGUUUGUGUUCGUUGUUCAAGCUUGUUGAAGGAUGCGGCUUGCGUUUCACCCACCAAGAGCGA
This is a messenger RNA of Phytophthora nicotianae INRA-310, 1837 nucleotides long. RefSeq lists its product as hypothetical. NCBI's taxonomy places the organism in Eukaryota, Oomycota, Peronosporomycetes, Peronosporales, Peronosporaceae. Gene Ontology annotation, cellular component: peroxisome; mitochondrion; cytoplasm. Gene Ontology annotation, molecular function: catalase activity; heme binding. The coding region runs from base 102 to 1670 and encodes 522 amino acids. Gene Ontology annotation, biological process: hydrogen peroxide catabolic process; response to hydrogen peroxide. The transcript has a single exon. The record is from RefSeq and is a predicted model, not a curated record.